AUGGAAUAAAAUUUAAUCAAGUUGAAAUUGCUUCAUUGAAAAUGUUUAAUUGGAAAUUUUCUUGCAACGUAUAUUUCCCAUGGCUACACUCAGUUUAUAAAAAAAUUCACCGAGAAUUGAAUAAUCUAAUUGAUGGAAAAAAUGAUAAAACGUGGAAUGAAAAAAUUACAUCAUGGAUGAAUCAACCUGAGCAGAUUGAUUGGAAAAUGAUUUUAUUUCUAGUUUUGCUCAUAAUAACUAUUGGUACUAUUAUACUGCAAUGGUACAAUGCUUUACCAUCAAAUCCGGGCAAUUCAAUUGUACAUGAGGAUAAUGAGAAUGAGCAAACCUACAUGGAAUAUUCUCAAUUCAUACCUAAACCCCUGGAAAUCAAUAGAAUCAUCAAGGCUAGAAGAAUAUUAAAUUUCUUGGAAAUGGAAAAUUAUAGUCAAUUUUACAUUGUAUCACUCGGUAUUAACGGAACUGGAAAUUCAUCUCUACAAAUAAAUGAAAUAUUUGAUACCACUGAUAGUCCCGAUGACGAUAAAAUACAACGUAUGAUUGAAUUUAAAAGCAUUUUGGACGAAAUAAUUGACAGAAUCGAAUCGCAGUCAAAAAAAAAGUCUCAAAGAAAUAUGCCUCCUCCAUUGGAGGAUUCAAAUUUAGAAUGGCGUUCAUCUAAGAUCGGCUCCAAAAUACCUUUACUGAGAUCUCGUCAGCGCUAA
Molecule: messenger RNA, 704 nt
Organism: Diachasma alloeum
Lineage: Eukaryota; Metazoa; Arthropoda; Insecta; Hymenoptera; Braconidae
Exons: 3
Coding region: 42-704 (220 amino acids)
Source: RefSeq, a predicted model, not a curated record